Molecule: messenger RNA, 8772 nt
Organism: Schistosoma curassoni
Lineage: Eukaryota; Metazoa; Platyhelminthes; Trematoda; Strigeidida; Schistosomatidae
Source: the annotation of a GenBank genome assembly
AAAGUCAGAGCGUUCCGUUUCAAUAAUUUUUAAGUUGUCGCCCUAUCUGGAUUACUAGGACUUUUUUCGGGAUAAUACAUAUGUAUUACGCGUUUCCCUUCUAAACUCACUGUUUUCGUAGUUUUGCUUCACAAUCGAAUGUCUGUUUUUUGAAACUUUGUCUUGAGAAAGGGAAUUAAUUUAUUAAUUUACGAAGGAUGGUUUCACUUCAUACAAACAUAAGUCGAGACAGCCAAUAACUAUGAACCUAAAGGUUGACGAUAUGAUCACUCUUCAUCUUCUAUUGUUCAGCACCAUAAAUACAACGACUUUUCAGUUGAUAUUCCUCUUAACAGAUAAACCGUGUUCGCUAGAACAUGACAGACUAGUUAAUCCUCUAAAGAAAUAACGCUUCAUGGAAACGUAGUAAAAGGUCUAGAAGCUAUUAUCAUAAAGUAAAUAAGAUAAAUAAAUUUAUAUGUGGACUCAAACAAAUGCUUAACUAUGGAAAUAAUCCACAAUGGCAGUGAUUUUAUUAUUAUGAUACUGGUUUAUUAGGAAGUGCAUAGUUUUUUUGCAGUUUUCAUACUGAUAAUCUCCAGACUCACGUUGGUUUUUUGAUUUAGUCGAGUCAUGUAACAGGGUUCAGAAAAAGUGGCGAAAAGUUGGUUCAUUCAGUCAGUCAAAUGCAACUUAAGACGUGGUGCGCGUGUACAUCAGUUCAAGCUGUCAUACUGCAUGAACAUGGCGAUAUGAAAUCGUCAAAAAAAUUUCAAAGUACUAAAUUUCAAAUAUAGGCCAUGUGUUGAUCGUCUCACUUAUAGCUGGAUAUUACACUUAUUUCACCAAGGGGCCACGAUGCGUUUAGCCGAAAAAUUAUUAUUGGUUGUUAUACGAAUAUGGUAAACUUUAAUUUUCGAUUUAAAAUUUCCGGGAUUGGAUUAAUCUCUAGUGACACAUUUUGUGAAAAAUGGUAAUAAUCGAAAAAAACUUGUGCCAUAUGCAAACAACUUUAUCACCAGUUUAUAUGGCUUCUAAUGGUACUGAUUGACCUUGAUAAUUUGGAUAAGGUUAAAAGCAACAUUAUCAGGGAAAGCUUAAUUAUUUACUAGCUGACUUAUCAUCUUCAUAGCGAUGGUAUACAUGACAAAAGUUCAUCAAAAGUUCGGGGACUUUCCGGAGCAUUUCGUGAUCAUAUUUGAUAUAGGAUGAUUUUCAGAUGAACAACAUAAAAUUAAACCAAUGUUCAUCUCGGGAUUUAGAUAUGCACUUACUAUAGUACUAUUCAUAUGAUCUUUAAUAGUAAUAAGCCACUCUUAUAAAUUGUGUAGUCAUUUCUGGUCUUUUUAACAUAGAGAAUGUCUUUUGAAUAUUUAAUAUUAUUUUUUCUGUUAUAGAUGUUUGUCAUUAAUUACCCAUAGUCUUAUUCAGAACAUAAAGAUGCUAUGAAUUCCACUUUACACUCUGCGGACUCCAGUGUUAUCCAAACCAGUUUAUUUGGUCAGUAUAACAGGACUGGGGAUCCAACUAGCCUAUGGUGUGAUGAAUCUUUGGAAAACCCAGACUCUAUGUUGGAUCAAUGCAAAUGCUACACAAGUACUCCAAGUUCUUUUUCUACUACUUCAGAGAGCACAUCUUAUUCGCGUGAUCUUUAUGUUACAUCUAGACUACGAAGUCGGUCUGAAGAGAAAAACCGUAAAUCGGAGCAUCCCUUUUAUCUAUCUCAUUCCGUAAUCAAUUAUUUAAAAUUGGACAAAUUAUCUAACAAAAUGUGUCCUGGUUGUGUUCCUUGUUCUUCUGAUGAUAAACUACGAUCAAGUAUGUACUCCGAAGAAAAAGACGAUUUGAAUGUCACUCAAAAGGACUUCCAACAGGGUAACAAAUUCAAGCGCAAAGGAAACCAGUCGUUUAAAUCAAGUUCGUCAGUCUGGUAUAGCGAUGAUUCCGACUCAGUCCCUCCAGCGAUGGCUCUCAUAAAUGUAAAUCGACUUCAUACCCAAACCUUGCAUCCAGCUACAUUAAAUGAGAACAGAAUAAUUGCAAAAAAUAACAUUUUAUAUGAUUUCAACACUGAGUUUGAUGUCGCUGGAUCAAAAAUAUCAAAAACAUUUUUGAACGCUUCAAGAAAAUCUCUUCCAGCAAUCCAUCUUGAUCGUGAUUUAGAAGUAAGCGGCAGUAGCGGUACCAGUAGUCUUUCUUAUACGGCUGUGAUUGGUAACGAGGCGGAAUAUAUUCAGCCGGAUAAACGCUUAGAGCCAUUCUCUGAUGAAUCUAACAAGCACCACUUAAAUUCUCUGCAUUUCGGGCAAAUCGGUGCAUCCGCGAGAGAUUCUGGCUUAAGUUCACAUUCAAGCAAUUCUGUAAAUUAUUCCCCUAACUAUCUUCUGCUCCCUCAUAAAGGAUUGGUUCCUGAGUGUAAAACUAGUCUCUCUUCGACACCUCCACCAGUUCCAAGUCACGCCCCUCAAUCACAAACUAUGAUUGCACUUACACAAAGGAACGGAAAUAGUAUUUUAAAUACAACCAAUUUAGUACGUUGUGAAACUGACCUUACAAAGUGUACAUGCUCCAAAAGUUCAAGCAGUAAAAUGGUAGAAGGAAGAAUUCGUGGAACAACUAUCCGAUUGCAUUCAUAUACGGGAGAAUCUAAAACUCUCUUAAAGUCAUAUUUCCCAAGUGAAAACAAACAGAUUAAACAAAAUCCUAAUUCAUCUUUAUCACCUAUAUGGAAACGUAAAUCAAAUACAUUACAAUCAAUGAUUAAGGAUAAAAUUCACCUCGUUGAAGAACAAAACUAUUCAAAAUCAAUCCAAAUAACUAAAUUCAAAGAAGGUGGUUGUAGCAAAAGAGAAGAUAAAGAAGAUGAUGUAGUAGGGAGAAAAGGGAAACAUUUAAUUAAUAAAGAUCAAUAUGAAAAUACUACUACUACUACUACUACCAAGAAUGAUAAUAAUCAUGACAGAGUACUAAAUUCCUGUCUACUUUUAAAUGAUUCAAUUAAACAACAAGAUAUUUGUACGGCCUGUACACUAAAUUGGCAAUUUUAUUUAUCCCAACCUUGUUGUUAUACAUUUAUAGAUGAUAUGGUUAAAUGUUAUCAUGAUGUGAAUAAUUCUUGGUAUUUUGUGAAACAUGAUUGUUUUCUAAAUUCUAUUACUCAACUGUUUAGACCUGAUAGUUGUUUCAAUUGUCGUAAACAUAUUUAUGCUGUAGGCGUAAAUUUAUUUAAUAGAAAUCCAUUGAGAGGUCUAAAAUAUUUGGCAAGACAUAAUUUCUUAAACUUGUCUUCUAGUAAACAAAUUUCCAAAUUUAUUCAAAAUAAUGCUGACUUAUGUCGUUCGAAAAUUGGAGCAUUUCUUGGUCUACCUCCUACAGAUGAGAUCAACCCAACGGAAGUUACAAUGAUUCUUCUGAAAUCUUUAAACAUUUCUGGUUUGGAAGUAGAUGAAGCUUUGCGAUUGGUUGUUCAUCGAUAUGGGAUGCCUGUGGAAUCUCAAGAAAUAGACAGAUUAUUGCAAUGUAUCUCUGAAUACUAUCAUACAGUUCGAUGGUGUUCAACAUCUGUCAAUUCAUCAGAUAUUUUUUCCAGUACUAAUGACCAUCAAUUGAAGUCUUUACCAGCUCCUCCUAUCACUCUGGAUCAGUUAUCAUUAAUAUUUUAUGCUAUUCUCUUACUACAAACCAGCCUUCAUAAUGUAAAUGCAGCAAAAUCAAGUUUAGGCAAACAGACUGUCAGUCAAUUUAUAAAAAAUGUAUAUGAUCUUUUAUUAAAUCAACCAUCUUCAUCAUCAUCUUCACUAUCUUCUUUCACGGCUAAAUCAAAGUCAAAGAUUUCAAAUGUUAAUCAAAACGAUAUGGUUGAUAAAAGUGGUAAUACUAAUACUGAAUCCAUUCUGGACAAUGAAAAUAAUAUUAAUAAUAACAAAUCUCUUGAUAUAAAACAUGUAUUCUCAAAUCGUACAUUAACUGAAAUAUUUCAUCGUAUUAAAGUUAAACCAUUGGAACCAGGUUCAGAUCAAACAACAAUCGUUCGACAUAUAUCUAAAGCAAUAAGAAAUUUGCAAGAAGUUAAAAUUUUAAACACCGAUGACAUUGAUAAUGAAUUCUUAUUCACGAAUAAUCCAUUUGAAUUAGUGGAACCACAUCGUCGAUUGGUUUGUUAUUGUACGGUGAUUCAUAUGGCAUAAUCAAUACAUUUACUUGAAAAUGAUCAAUCACCGGGGUAUAUCAAAAGUUAAACUUGGAACUGAAAUUAAAACCAAUUAAUCAAAAUCAACCUCCUCAUAAAGAAACCAGUAUUCUACGACAUUUGUUUGUUUUUAAUGACCUAAUUAUUAUUGCAAAAGAUACCUCUUCAAAACGUACUUCUGGUAGAAGAUUAGUUUUUGACAAAUCAAGGAAAAAUCAAUCAAAAAUAAAUGAUAAGAAAUUAUCACCAGAUCAAUGUGAUGGUUCUCUUCGUCCACCAUUAGAUUUAUUAUAUACCGAUUGUGAUAAAAAGUUUAAAAUAAUGAAUUCUGAAUCUAAUACACUUAACUGUAUGCAACCAAAUGUUGGUUGUGUACCUCAUAGAGUAGGAGGCGGAAGAGGAAGAAGAAGCAGAUCAAAAAAUGAACUUUAUAGUCGAAAGGCAGCUAAUUCUACUUCACAUUCCUAUACACGUCUUACUGCUUUAUAUGUUUUUUCAUUAUAUAGAUGUAAAAUUCGUCCUUUUAAAACUGAUGUGUAUCGUUAUGGAAUAGAAUUAUGGAAAUUUCCCGAGACAAGAACAUCACAUCAUCAAUCUAUUCCUGGUAGUUUUAACAAUAGCAAUAUACAACCGGAACAAAUGAUUAUUAUUGCUGCGCUCGAUAAAAGUGAUUAUGAAAAUUUAUUAAAUGAUUUAUAUCAAGCAUUAUGUGAAACCAAUCUUGUUGCAUUAGAAUUAAAAUAAUAUGCUUUCAGUGAAUUGAUUUCUCUUACUUAUAUUGCUAUGUGAUUAUAUUUGUAUUUUUAUUUGUGACUUCUCAUUUCUUAUGAAAAUAUAGAUAAACUACUUAAUUACUUUUACAUCGAAUUAUAUAUAUAUCAUGUAUGUUUACAUUCCUAAACGGUAGAUCUUCCUGAUGCCUCUCACUCUCCCAUCUCUCCCACACACACUUACUCUCUCUCUCUUUAUAUACAUAUACAUAAGGUUUGUGUUAGUACAUUAAAUGCUAUCUUAGGAUUUUGAAACGCUAUAUUUUUUCUCUCAGAUAAAUCAAAUAAAAAUAGCAAAAUAUUCAUUUGAUCCAUCAUAAUUUUUACUGUUUACUUUUCUUUUAGCAAACUAAAUAUAUUCAGAUAUAUGUUUAUAUAAAUAUUUGGUCUUUUUCCCUAUACAAACUAUUGAUUGUUUUUUAUUUUGUUCUACUUCAUUUUACUGUUCUAUUCCCUCACUCUGUCCUCCCUCUCUCACACAUACAUACACUCACAUUAUCUGUUUUUUUUUUUGUAACUAGUGUUGUCAUUCGUUAGUUUCGAUGUUUAUUUUUCCGAAGAAAAACAUCCCGUAGACUUUCUUUUUAUUCAAGAUAAAAAUGUCAUCGCAGCUAUGUUUUUAAUAAUUGAUUAUAUUCUUUGAUUUAUUUAUGUAUUGUAGAGUUGAUUCUCCAUUUAUUUUGGGUUUUUUUCAUUUUCUGUCAUUAUUGUUCAAAUGCCACAAUCACCAUACCGAUUUUAUUUAUCUCCGAUUUUUCUUUUUACUGUUUUUGUCGUUGUUGAAAAGAAAAAAAGGUAGUUCUAGAUUAUUUUAGUUAGAAUAUAUAUAAAGUGUACUGUUCAAUAACUUCCAUUGAAUAUCAUACUUCAAUAUUUAUGAUAAAAUGAUAUUUCCCUAUUCAUCUAUCAAAAAUAAACAUGAUUAUGCGGUUGUUAUGAUUUAUCAAUAUUAUGAUGAUGAAAAGGAUAACGGUUAGAUCAUCAACUAGAGAUACAUUUUUUUAAAACUAUCAUCAUUUUUUCAUCUAUACUUAGAUUCUGUUAAUAUUUCUUUUUUUUUUCAAAUGCUCUUUUACUAUAUUAGGUAUCAUUUUAGUUAUAAGGAUUAAUUAAAAGAAGAUAUGAUUAUUUAGAUUUCAGAAUAUCUUCUGUGAUUGGAAUAUCUGUCUUUGUAUCUCUUUAAUUGUAUCUGGUUAAUUUCUAGUCAUCUUGUAUACAUAUUUUGUUUGUCAUGUUGAUUUAUUCAUUGAAAGAUAUUUAACUAUUCGGUACUACUGUGGUGAUAUAUAUUGAUAAUAAUAAUAAUUGUUUUAUUCAAUAUUAUAUUUUUGGUACAAUAUAGAAUUCUCAGCAUAAAGUAUUUCAACAAGUUUCCGUUUCUUAUUUCUUGAUCGAUCGUUGCGACAAAUAUUAAGUGAUCACCAGUCAAAUGUUAAAAGUUCAGGAGUCGAUAUCUGAAUAAUGUUCACUCUUUUCAAUGCAUAUUGCUAGGAAUCACGAUGUCUCAGAUUGGGCUCUUUUGUGACUUGUACAGUGAAAAGUCAUGAACUUUUCAAAAACGCGUCUGAAUCGGUUGUUGAAAUAUUUGGAUGGCAGGAAUAGGUAGCCCAGAUAUUUAAGCAGGCCGCCAGAAAUCUAUACGUAUUGUUAAAACAAACUGAUUUUUGACCUCAAUUUGAAGGAGUCAUGAAUUUAGUUUGUCAUGAUUUUCCAAUAAAAGCUGAGUUUGUGUUUUUUUUAAUCAUCGAACGGGUCGCAACGAAAAUCUAGUUCAAAUCUCUCAAAAAAUUGUUAUAAAUUAUAAUUUUUAUUUUCAAUAACGGAAGCAUGAAUUCAGAAAUAAGCCAUUUAUGCAGGUGUUACUGAUAAGUAAUAUUAAACGUAGCACAUUUACUAAAUAAUACACGUUGAAAUGCAAUGUUAGGACAACGACAAAAAAUUAUCAUGACAAAUGAUACAAAUACAAAUAGUAAUAGUACCAGUGAUAGUAGGACAAAAUGAGGCAUAAACAAUAUAAUUCGAGAGAAAAAUACACUCUUAGGAUAAAAAGUACAUUUGGAGUUUAGAACACAUGGUCUAGAAGAUAAAAAGUGAAUACAUCUUUGCCAUUGUAAUCGAUUCUGAGACAUAUCACUCAAUGCCUCCAACUACCAGUUAGGUUAUCACAAGGACCUCAACCAAAUAGUUUACACUUGUCAACAUGGCUCAAUUCAGCAAUCAAAGGUUUGGUCAACUAAAGUCCUUAGGUUAACAGUUGAAAUCUUGGGAUUAAUUGUCCUAUAAAAAAACUUCAGAUCAUUUCAGAUAGUUCUUUGGACAUUCAUAUUCUUACAUAAAUCAUACAGUAAUUCUUCCCUUAUAACAAUAACUUAUGCUUAUAUAUGAACAUUCAUCACAAUUAGAACUCUCAGUUUGACAGGAAUCGGGAACCAAGUAUGUAAAAGAUACCAUAUGUAAACAUAAUGUUCCAAAUAACCACAGCAGUUUGAAUAAUUUCAACGCUCCGCCCACCAAAACUGUUCGCACAAUAUAUCGGCUACAGUAUCAUAUUCACAAAUUUUCUGAAUAAUUGAGAUAAGAGGAUCGGAGAUCGUUUACAUCACAAACUGAUUGAUUUUAGCUAGAUAGCCAUUCAAAAUCAAUGACCACAAAAUAGAUAUAAGAGUCAUGGGUGUACAUUGCUAGGAUAAAACAGCUGACCAGUUUUCUCUAGUUUUCACUAGCAGUCUAUGAUCCAAACUAUCUACCAACUAAACAUUAAUUCUAAGACUAAAAUGAUCGCUUGCUCAUUCUCCCAGAGAUCUAAGGAAGAAAAAACAUGGAAUUUUAUAUCAUAACGUUCAUGGCCUUCCUUUUUGAAGAUUUCCCCAACUAACAUUUUUUAAUGUAGCUCACAUGAACAUGUGAAAUUUAACUUUGAAUUGCGAACAACUUUUCUAGGUAAAAAUGCUUACUUGCAUUAGUGAAAUUAUUUCUUUUAUGUUAAUGUAGAAUGGUAUUUUAAAACAUUAAUUAAUCUUUGGUUACGUAAAACCAUUAUACAGGAAAGUAGAUAUUAAGUCUGUUUUAUUUUCUCUAUUCUUAUUCACUUCCCUUCGACUCUUUUGUGUAUUGCUUUAUACUAUAUUCAGUAAACAGCUGUUUUCCUAGCAAUUUCUACGCGUCUGUUGUGACGCGAGCUUAUCGUGUAUUAUUCCAAAAUAUUUACAUACGCUUAUAACAUUUAUUGUAUAUAUCAUGAUAGCCACUUUGAAUCCUUUUAGCAGUUAUUCUCAAUUUUGUAUAGUCGUUUAAUCCUUGUUUCAACGCAACGGUUUCCAUAUUGUUUGCUCUUGAUUCCAGUUUUGCUUGUUGAUAAAAUGUUAUCAAGAUUAGACACAGCUAUUAGCUGUCACAUUAUCAUAUAUCAUAAUUAUUCCUUAUGUUAUUAUUGCAGGGAGACUUUUUUAUUUUACAGUUACAAGGAACCACACAUACCUCACAAGUUGAAGUUUGUAUCUGAUUUAUGUAUAUUACUCAAUAAAGAAUAGUUUUUUAAACAAAUCGUUGUUUUGUGAACUCCGAUUUCCCGCGUAUCUUAAUUUUGUGAAUUAGACGCUUCGAUAGAUUUAACAGUACGACAGCACGCAAUGUCGAGUCACCUAAGCUAAUGACCACAUUGCAACAUGGUCGAUAGCAUUCGAUCUGCACUAAUAAGGAAUAGACACGCAUGACAUUGAUCGCCACCCAGUGAUCAAUCAAUUGUGAGUAGAUCAUUGUUUUAUGCCGUUUUGAUGUUCAUCUCGAAGGGGUGAAUUUAAAUUCUAUGCAAAAACAUUUAAUGAAAGACAAACU